Molecule: messenger RNA, 1536 nt
Organism: Musa acuminata subsp. malaccensis (wild Malaysian banana)
Lineage: Eukaryota; Viridiplantae; Streptophyta; Magnoliopsida; Zingiberales; Musaceae
Source: RefSeq, a predicted model, not a curated record
UCUGGGGAUGCAAUUGGGCCCUUUCGUCUCGGAUCCACUAAACCCUAGAGCUGUAGAGCUGUUGCGGCUCUUCUGUCUCUGUUUCCAUCCUCAACUUGCCUCCCGUAAGAACCCGGACACCGUCGCCAGCGCACAUCUUGGACCUCGCCGCAGUCGGUUUGUCCCAUCAUCGUCGAUGUAUGCAGAAGUAACUUUUCGAAGUCUACAAUGGAAAUAAGGAAGCCAUUUGCUUCAGUCACCAUGGGCGAGGAACCGUUUAACUUUUUACGUGCAUUAUGUGAUGGUGUUAUAGCCGGAGCAACUGCUGGUGGUGUUGUUGAAACAGUUCUAUAUCCAAUAGAUACAAUAAAAACCCGGCUUCAGGCUGCUCAUGGUGGGAGCAAAAUUUAUUGGAGAGGCCUGUAUUCUGGAUUGGCUGGCAACCUUGCUGGGGUCUUGCCGGCCUCUGCUAUAUUUGUGGGUAUAUAUGAACCUACCAAACAAAAAUUAUUGAGGGUGUUUCCAGAGAAUCUCAGCGCUUUUGCUCAUUUGACUGCAGGUGCUAUUGGAGGAGCUGCUUCUUCUUUUAUUCGUGUCCCAACAGAGGUAGUUAAACAAAGGAUGCAGACUGGGCAAUUUACCUCUGCACCAAAUGCUGUUCGUCUUAUUGUUGCUAAAGAAGGGUUCAGAGGUCUUUAUGCUGGAUAUAGUUCUUUUCUGUUACGGGAUCUACCGUUUGAUGCAAUACAAUUUUGUAUAUAUGAGCAGAUUCGAAUUGGAUAUAAGAUUGCGGCAAGGAGGGAGUUAAAUGAUCCAGAGAAUGCUAUAAUUGGUGCUUUUGCUGGUGCAAUAACUGGAGCGAUAACUACACCACUUGAUGUCAUGAAGACGAGAUUAAUGGUUCAGGGCUCAGCAAACCAGUACAAGGGGCUACUUAAUUGUGCUCAGACGAUUUUGAGAGAAGAAGGUCCAGCUGCUUUCUUAAAGGGUAUCGGACCAAGAGUGCUAUGGAUUGGUAUUGGCGGUUCGAUCUUCUUCGGCGUUCUAGAACGGACAAAACUAUUGCUUUCCCAGAGGCAUUUUGAUCAGGGUCAGAAAUCUUAGUCUACCGUAGAACAGUGCUGCCAAGGGAAAGUUAUUUCCUGAAGAACAGUGAAUAUAAAUUUUCUUCCCUUGGAAAUGAACAGUCUUGCUCGUUGCCCGAACUUUUUAUCUGAUCAGGUGGUGUUUGUUGAGGUUUUACUUAUCAAUAUUCUUUUGUUUAACACUUUUGGCACCCUUAUCAUGCACAUCAAAAUCAAAAUUCACAGCCUUUGCAGUGACAUUCGCCAACGCCAAAACUCGAUCAUGUGCUGAUUGACCCAAGACAGCAGUCCUUUGCAAAGGAUGUGCCAAAGAAAGAGUUUAGAUCGAAGAUUUAAUUGAUUUUGCUUUCUUAAUUAUGUGCUAAAACUCAUUGUUGAUGGAUCUUUUGGAUGCAUUUGUGUCCAAAGUAGGGUCAGUUACGUGUGUACUCUUGUCUGGACUCAUUCAUGUCAUAUCUCUUUUGGAUGUUCA